Molecule: messenger RNA, 3343 nt
Organism: Melopsittacus undulatus (budgerigar)
Lineage: Eukaryota; Metazoa; Chordata; Aves; Psittaciformes; Psittaculidae
Product: toll-like receptor 2 type-2
Exons: 3
Coding region: 579-2975 (798 amino acids)
Biological process (GO): immune response; toll-like receptor signaling pathway; inflammatory response
Cellular component (GO): plasma membrane
Molecular function (GO): triacyl lipopeptide binding; transmembrane signaling receptor activity; protein binding
Source: RefSeq, a predicted model, not a curated record
CAGUCCCGAAGGCUCACUGCUGAAUGAGUAACCAUUUACACAACACUUCCAUGCUCUGCCACAACAGUAGGGUGAGAAUAGCCCAGAAGAAAAAUAAAGCGAAUGUGCUCCUUUGCAUUUAAACUUUCAGUCUGAAGAUGUAACCAGGAUACUGAGCUGCUGACAGGUAGGCCUGAUACCAAACACUACAAAGUUAAAAAUGUUUACAUUUUGUUAUAGUGCUCCUUUUUGUUGUAGUUUCAAGAUGAAUAGUCGAAGCCCUGCAAGUCAACUUAAAGCGCAGGCACCAAUGAUGCAUGCCAAGGCUCUGCUUCCAGGACCGUGAAAGGAUGCCAAGCCGUUCUGCUUUUAAUUACAGAAGUAUUACACCUCCUGCUCCAAAGACUGCAAGCACAGCUUUGACCACUUUUCCUCGCCAUCCGCUUCCUGGGGGUUAGGAGAAGAGUGCCCCUGACUCAGUCCAGCUGGCACCACUGCAGACAAGCCGACGUGCUGACACAUCCUGGUUAUGAGGGGUGCGAGGAGAUCACUUGGAUCCCAGAAUACAUGAUUCUCACACAAGAAAACUGAAAUACAUCAUGCAGUACACAAGUGAUAUGUUCAGACAAACAAAACACAAAUCAAGAGCUACAUACACCUGGCAAGUAUGGGCCAUCUACAUCGUCUUAGUUGUAAAUUUCUCCAGAGAGCAAGAGACGAAGCAGACUUGUCCUUCCUGUGACACUACUGAAAUUUGCAACUGCUCUUCCAUGGGCUUGCACUUCAUUCCACCUGGGCUCACAGCCAAAACCACGGUGUUAAACCUGGCCCACAACAGGAUAAAGCACAUCCAAUCCCAGGACCUGUGGCAGGCUGUGAACCUGAGAGCCCUGCUGCUGCAGUCCAACAAAAUCAGCUCAAUAGAUGAGGAUUCGUUCCGCUCCCUUGGGAAACUGGAGCUCUUGGACUUGUCAAAUAACAGCUUGGCUCAUUUGUCCCCUGCGUGGUUUGGGCACCUCUUUUCACUCCAGCACCUCCACCUGCAAGGCAACUCCUACAGAGACCUGGGCCAAACCUCCCUGUUUUCUAACCUGAUGAACCUGAGCUCUCUCCACCUGGGCAACCCCUGGUUCUCCACAAUAAGGCAAGGGAACUUUGAGGGCGUUGUCCUUCUUGACAAGCUGUGGAUCGAUGGUGGCAACCUCAGCCAGUACGAGCCAGGAAGUUUGGAGCUGAUUAGGAGGAUAAAUCACAUGAUCAUAAACAUAAGAAAUAUUAGCAUAGUCUCAGCAAUUGUGAGGGACCUUCUGUACUCUGUCACUUGGUUAGAAGUGAGAAAAAUUGACCUCAACGAGCCUGCUGAAACACAACAAUUGAGAAUCAUGUCUAGCUCCUUUGCAAACAAAAUUUCCUUCAAAGAGAUCUUAAUAACAGAUGCCACUGUUCCUGAGACUGUCAGCAUUGUAGCAGACAUGCCAAAAUUAGAGGAGGUUGAGUUUAUAAACUGUAGACUGGUGGGAACUGGACGAUGGAAAAUGCAAAUUCAUGUAAAUCAGUCAAAGACUAUUAAAGUUAUGACAAUAGAGAAAUUAUAUAUAGAGGAAUUCUAUUUGUUUACAGAUCUUCAGAAUGUGGAAGGUCUAGUAAGCCUUCUUACCAAAGUCACUGUUGAAAACACCAAGGUCUUUUUGGUACCAUGCAGGCUUUCACAACAUCUUCGAUCAUUAGAGUAUCUUGACCUUAGUUCAAACUUGCUUGGAGACCAGAGUUUGAAGCAUUCGGCAUGUCGGGGUAGUUUGCCCUUACUACAAACUCUAAAUUUAAGUAAAAACUCACUGAGUGACUUAGGAAUGACAGGUAAAAGUUUGUCUCAUCUGAAACACCUAGUUCUCCUAGACAUUAGCCAAAAUAAUUUUGGCGAUAUUCCAGAUGUGUGUGAAUGGCCAAAGACACUGAAAUAUUUAAACCUCUCCAGAACUCAAAUUCUUAAGGUAACGACUUGCAUUCCCCCAACGCUGGAAGUGUUGGAUGUUAGUGCGAACAACCUGAAGGAGUUUGGACUGCAGCUCCCGUUUCUGAAAGAGCUAUACCUUACCAGAAACCAGCUGAAGACCUUGCCUGAUGCAGCACCCAUCCCUAACUUAGUGGCCAUGUCAGUCAGAAGAAACAAGCUCAACAGUUUCUCCAAGGCAGAGCUCGAGUCCUUCAAGCACAUGGAGCUGCUGGAUGCCAGCAACAACAACUUCAUCUGCUCCUGUGAGUUCCUCUCCUUCAUCCACCACCAGGCAGGACUGGCACAGGUGCUGGUGGGGUGGCCAGACAAGUACGUGUGUGACUCUCCCCUGGCAGUGAGAGGGGCUCAGGUUGGAGCCGUGCACCUCUCGCUGAUGGAGUGCCACCGGUCCCUCAUUGUGUCGUUGAUCUGCACCCUGGUGUUCCUGGCCAUUCUCUCCCUCGUGGCUGUCGGCUACAAGUACCACAUGGUCUGGUACCUGAGAAUGACCUGGGCAUGGCUGCAAGCCAAGCGCAAGCCCAGGCGAGCUCCCCCAAAGGACCUCUGCUACGAUGCUUUUGUCUCCUACAGCGAGAAUGACUCGGACUGGGUGGAGAACGUCAUGGUGCGGGAGCUGGAGCAGGCCUGUCCCCCCUUUCGGCUCUGCCUCCACAAGCGGGACUUUGUGCCUGGGAAGUGGAUUGUGGACAACAUCAUCGACUCCAUCGAGAAGAGCCACAAAACGCUCUUUGUGCUGUCCGAGCACUUUGUGCAGAGCGAGUGGUGCAAAUACGAGCUGGACUUCUCGCACUUCCGCCUCUUUGAUGAGAACAACGAUGCAGCGAUUCUCAUCCUUCUGGAGCCCAUCCAGAGUCAAGCGAUACCCAAGAGGUUCUGCAAGCUGCGGAAGAUCAUGAACACCAAGACCUACCUGGAGUGGCCUUCUGGUGAGGAGCAGCAGGAGAUGUUUUGGGAAAAUUUGAAAGGAGCCUUGAAGAUGUAGGACACGUGAACAGCCCCUAUUUUGGCAUCUUUCACAUAAUAUAUAUGUCAGUGUUUCUUCUUGCUAAGAAAUUUUUCCUUCCUGUUUUCCUGCCUAUGAAGAACUGGCUUUGUUGGAUAUAGAAAUAAUUGUCUUUCUAAAUGAGGAAGACCUGCGUUAGGCUUUACAGUGAUUUAGUACGCUGAUCUGUCAAAAUCCCUGCCAAUGACUAUGAUAUUUGGAAGACCUGUUGGACUCCAUAUACUUAAGUUUAUACAAAUACAUUUAGAUGGUAUUUCUGUACUUUUUCCUCCUGUUGCCAUGUUCCUGACUAGGUCCUAACAAUACUAUUGUAAUUUACAAAUUAGAGUAAAAGCCAAGUGUUUCAA